AAAAUUUAAGCCCAUGGUUAAAACUCUUCUCUGCUUUUAGCUUUUGGCUUCUGUGUUCUCUCUCUUCCGCUCUCUAACAAAAAAGCAGAAGCACUUUCUCAAAUGGGGAUUUCGAACUUCCCGCCUGCAGUAGGGGGCGUGCUGCCAUUGCUAGUAAUGAACACAGUUUUUUCGGUGGCUCUGCUAAAGAACAUGGCGAGAUCUGUGCUCCAAGUGAUGGGUGCCAAUAUCAAUUCCCACACUUUCGACGAGAACCCUGAUGGGUGUCCUGAGGAAAUGUCUAGAGGGAGAAGAAUCUCAAUGACCCAGUUCAAAUCGUUCUGCAGAAACAGGGGACAAACAGAGUGCUGCGUCUGUCUCUGCGGGUUCGAAGCAGAGGAAGAAGUGAGCGAGUUGUCCUGCAAGCACUUCUUCCACAAAAGUUGUCUGGAAAAGUGGUUCGAGCACAACAACAGUACGACUUGCCCUCUCUGCCGCUCUGUUGACUAAAAAGAUAAGUUCUUUGUGCUAUGGAGUUUUGGGUUCAUCAGCUCUACUUUUUCUUGUUCUUGCGUAUAGUAUCCUGUUAUUUUUUCGCACAAAUUAGAGAAAGUUAAUUAAAAAUGUUUGCUUUCUGGUUUAAUUUAUGUUUGUACUUGUACCAAGAGGAUUAAAAAUAAAAAAUAAGGGAAGGGAGGCAUUGGAGCAUUGGAGAAUUGAAAAUUUUGAAGGUUUGGUAAUUUCUAUUGGCUCGUGUUUUCUGCCACCAAAUCUUCAAUCUGGAGCAGAAGAAAGUAUGGGACUCGGGAUUGGGAAUUGGACACGGAUAAAAUCAGUGUCAGAUAAUUUAUUAAAAAAAAAUAAGUGGGUGGAACACACGUCUUCAAAAAUUUCAGCAUGUUUAAUUUAUGCCAUUUGAGAAAGAGACACCAUUUAUUGGUUAGUGAAUAUUUUUAUAAAAAAAAG
Malus domestica (apple) is the source of this 945-nucleotide messenger RNA. RefSeq names its product probable E3 ubiquitin-protein ligase XERICO. NCBI's taxonomy places the organism in Eukaryota, Viridiplantae, Streptophyta, Magnoliopsida, Rosales, Rosaceae. The record is from RefSeq and is a predicted model, not a curated record. Gene Ontology annotation, molecular function: zinc ion binding.